UUCAACUUGAAUCAAAGUGGUUAAUUCAAUUUGUAUUUCAUGAAAUUAUUUUUGUAAAAAAUCUCUGCUUUAAUUAAGUUUUCAGUAACUUAACUUAUUUAAUUACCCUUUAGUUUACAUCGUGAUUGCAAAGUUCGUCUUGAGUCCAUCACACUCAUCAAUUUGCUCCAACCACCAGCAUUGUGGUUUUUCUUGUGAUAAAAUCUUUUUGUUUUGUUUUUUGAUCUAAAGUCAACUCUUAUCAUCAUGCAAUUUUCACAAAUGAAAAAUGGCAGAAAUGUCAGGCAUGGUUUUAUCAAGUUUCCGACGGACUCUCCACGAGAAAAUUUAACAACCUGUUUUUCGCUUCCUCUGUGUCUUCAGUACACAAAAGAUGGAUUUGUCCCUCAUUUAACUUGGGAUUUAUUGAAGCACGUUCCUGACAAUAGUGCUCCAGCACUCAUCCCUCUAUGUUCAAUGUAUGAUCUCAUACCGACUCUCCAGUCAUCUGGUCAAAAAUUAUCCGACUUUAUCUCAUCCGAUUUUAACCGACAGAUUUUCUUAACCGAUCAAGAUGUUUUGGUCAAACGCCGACAAGGCUUCAAUUCAUCCGAUUUCAUACCUAUUUGGACAGAGUCUGGCCGUAAAAACAUUUACCCAACGGAUCUUUUGAAUUGUGUGAAUGUUUUCAAACCUGAUGCAUAUCGUUUACUGGCCGAUGGAGAGACGAAUAAAGAGUCAUCUAAUAAAAGACUUGACAAAUCUGUCCACAAUACUGCCCAAUUGACUAAAAAAAGUUUCAAUAUCGAAGGACAAAGUUGCAAAAUCAAACCAGUAUUUGGAUCGAUAGUCGGUGGUUGGAAUUUAAAGCAAAGACUCAUCUCGAUCGAGCACUUGAAAUCUUAUGAUGUUGAUGGUUACAUUAUAGAUGGCUUAUUGGCUGAGGAUUUACUCAACGAAUCAACUGACACCAAAGAAAAUUUAAAUGCACUUAUAACUUAUAUUUGCUCACAUUUACCUCUGAACAAACCGAGAGCCCUUUUUGGUCCACUUAAACCUGAAAGAGUAGCCGAUGCUGUCUCUGCUGGCAUUGACAUCUUCGAUUCGUCUUAUUGCAGUUACUUAACAAGCAUUCAUACAGCGUUAGUCCUUCAAUCUAAAGCAUUUCCAUUUGAAGCUACUUCAAAACUACUCAAUUUGGCAGACGACUCGUUCAAACAUGAUUUCACUGUCAUCGAAAAAGAUUGUUGUUGCUAUACUUGCUUCAAAGGGUUCACCCGUGCCUAUUUAAAUCAUCUUAUCAACGUCAAGGAAAUGCUUGGCUCAAUUUUGAUCAACUUACACAAUCUUUACGUUUAUUAUGAUUUUUUCAACCAAAUUAGCUAUCUAACUCAUUGAUAUUUUUAUCAAUAUUAAUAAAAGUUUUACUAAAAUUA
This is a messenger RNA of Tetranychus urticae (two-spotted spider mite), 1415 nucleotides long. RefSeq names its product queuine tRNA-ribosyltransferase accessory subunit 2. The record is from RefSeq and is a predicted model, not a curated record. Lineage: Eukaryota; Metazoa; Arthropoda; Arachnida; Trombidiformes; Tetranychidae.